CGUGCGGCAAACACGCAGCUCGCUUUUCAGCCAACUCAACCAGCUCCAGAAUCAGCUUGCCACCAGCUUUUAAACGGCAUCGCAUCAGAAAACAGUUUUCCCAGCAACGCGCGCACUUUUCCUUUUCCCGCUUCGGACCUUCGGACUUCGAAUAUUUUUCGGUCCCGUGUGUUUUUACCGCCCCAUCGCUUCGGCCUCUCUUACUUUGCAUAUUUAUAUUCGCUUAACCAUUCCGUUUCGGUGUCAAAAAGAUAAAUCCAAUACCGGCGAUAAGAACAAGAAGCUGCCUGCCAAACGGAGAGCUUAACGCGGAAUUGUACAGCACAAAAGUGAAUUACAAAUCAAUCGCGAAAGAACUCGGCUGCCAGACGCAACAAAAACCCAUCGAUUCCAUUCCAAAAGUGAGCCGCUAAGGGAGCAAACAGUCCCCGCAUGAGUAACAGCGCCAUGGUGGCCGUGGCCAUCUGCUGCAUCCUCGUCCUGCUGGCCGUCUUCAUUGUGAUCAUCAUAGUCGUUGGCCAGACGAUUGAGGAGCCCAAAUGAGACAUGCUCCAGCUGGGACCAGGCAACUUCCCAGAUGGAUAACAGAGGCCCCCAAAUUGUUAGUUUGCUGGGGCCGCCAGCAAAAAAUCGUUGCCACCUCAUCAGCAUCUGCAGCAUCCGCAAAAUCAUCAAAAUCAAAAUCAGCAUCAUUUCCAACCGGCAGAAAAUUAGCAGAGGAAACCGAAGAGGCAGGAGGAGAAUCAGGAGUGGAGGAAAUGCGUCCCAUCGUCAGUAUCCAUUGGCUGUGAUGUGAAAUUUUUAGAAUUUGUGAAGCAAAAAUCAAUCGAGAAAUCAAGAAAACAAGAAAACACCCAACACAAAAGGAGCUACUCUACAUUUUUGAACAUUCCGCAUCCCGAGGAAACACACACAUCUUCAUGUAGCAUUUCUGUGUGUUAAGUGUUGUUAAUAUAAAUGUAUAUAUUAUAUAGACACACAAUCUAUGAAUACAAACCAAAUAUAUAGAUAUCUAGACAGACUUACGUACUUAUAUAUGGAUAUAUAUGAUAUAUGUGUAACCCAACCGUCGUAACGUUGCGUUCUUUUUUAUAAAAGUGUUGUUAACAAACCGAUUUUUAUUGAUGUUUUAUUGAUGUUGAAUACAACGUAUAUACACAUGCAUACACACACGAAAGUGGAAUAAGUUUACAUUAAAAGUCCAGCGAUGUCAAAAUUGAUGAGCGAUGAAAAACCCAGAAAAAAGAAGGGAAGCAAAGGAAGGAUCAGGACAAUAGGGAUUGAAACUGGAGAGCUCAAUUGUUUAUUAUACCGUAAGAUCAUAUCAAGUCGGAAUGAUGCCAGCAAUUGCACUUGUUAAUUGCACAGUAAAGGAGGCUCAAGGCCCAAAUGGGAUUUAGCAGGAACUGGAGCAUAGAUAUACCUAAUAACAUACGGGAGAUAUGAAUUAUAUAGCGGAGAUAUGCAUUUUAUAUAUCAAACAAAACAACUUUUGGAUAAGUUUUACGUGUACGUGUACCUAGAUGUAGCCAACAUAAGCUGUUAUCAACUAUGGAACUUACUUACUUGAAAUCAAAUGAAAAAUUAUACCUUAAAAACCAAUAAACUGUAAUUUAAUUAAACCCCAACACCCACAACUACUCCAAUUAAAUCAAUUCAACGCAAAACGUACGUGCGCUGUAAACGAUAAUAAUAAAAAAAAAAGAACUUCCACUCA
This is a messenger RNA of Drosophila takahashii, 1717 nucleotides long. Lineage: Eukaryota; Metazoa; Arthropoda; Insecta; Diptera; Drosophilidae. The record is from RefSeq and is a predicted model, not a curated record.